CAGGCAUGUAGUGGCUGUGAACCUAAAUGUCUCUGCAAUGGAACAAAAGGAGAACGAGGUAAUUUUGGCUUGCGAGGUUUGCAAGGACCACCUGGUCUCCCAGGAUUCCCUGGCAAUGAUGGCCCUGUUGGAAAUCAAGGAGUUUUUGGUGAUGAAGGUGACAAAGGAGCAACAGGUCCAAAGGGACAUAGAGGAGACCAGGGUUUGCCAGGCAUGCGAGGGCUUCCUGGAAUUCCGGGUCUUUUAGGACUGGAAGGAAGCAAAGGAGAUAUGGGUGCACCUGGCUGCAAUGGAACAAGGGGUCAUGAUGGAAAACCUGGAAGGCCUGGAAUUGCUGGAGGCCCUGGAGAGAUUGGUUUACCUGGUUUAAAUGGUAUUAAGGGCCAGCCUGGUGAACUGUUAUUUAUUGGCAGAAUGAAAGGUGACAGAGGUGAAGAUGGACAACAAGGAUUUCCAGGUGUUCCUGGUUUUGCUGGUUUUGCUGGAGCCAGAGGUCCACCAGGUAUAAUCGGUCCUAUGGGUGUGAAAGGUAGAAGAGGUGUAAAGGGUAGCAUUGGACCCAGAGGUGAAGAUGGUAAAGCAGUAACAGGAGACCCUGGUGAACCGGGCCCAGAUGGAGAACCUGGCCAGUAUUUGGGUCAAGUAACAAAACCAAGUGAAUACACUGGCCUUAAGGGAGACAAAGGACCACGUGGAUACCGCGGCGACCCUGGUAUGCAAGGAAUAAGUGGACAAAAGGGUCUGGAUAAUUAUCCUGGUCCCAAAGGUUUCCCAGGUGGUCAAGGCCCACCAGGAAGAAGGGGCAAACGAGGUAAAGAAGGAAGUCCAGGAGAAGCUGGUCCAAAAGGACUCACUGGAGAUAAAGGUUAUCCUGGUACUAAAGGACGUGAUGGCUUUAAGGGAGAAAGAGGAGAAAGAGGUUACCGUGGACCUAAAGGCUUUGCUGGUGGGGCUGGUCGAAAAGGUGAAGUUGGGACAGGAGAAGUAAUCAUUGUGAAAGGAGUGCGUGGUCCUCUAGGUCCCCGUGGAUAUCAUGGUCCACCUGGAAAGAGAGGUCCAACUGGAAACAGUGGUGAAAUUGGUUUCCCAGGUAUGCCUGGAGUUCCUGGACUACCUGGUCCUCCUGGUCUUGAAGGAUUACAUGGAUUUUCCUUUAAGGGCGAGCGUGGUUUCCCAGGUUUACCUGGUACUGAUGGAGUCCCUGGUGGUCCUGGACUACGAGGAAGUGUUGGUUAUGUUGGAGAUAAAGGAGAAGUAGGAGAUAGCUAUCCAGGAAAUCCAGGAGAGUCUGGUUCAUCUGGAAGAGAUGGAUUAAAUGGCCUUCCAGGUGCACCUGGUAUUCGAGGAGAUCUUGGUGAUUUUGGACCACCUGGUGAUGGAUUUGGUCCCAAGAUAGGAAUAGUUGGUCAAAAAGGUGUUUCUGGAGAUUUUGGAGAAAGGGGUUCUCCUGGAAAUCCUGGCUGGCCUGGAACAUAUGGUGGAAAAGGUGAACGUGGUGAUGACUGUGAAUUCUGCAGGUCUGGAUAUCCUGGAGUUAAGGGAGAAGUUGGUGUACCUGGAAGAUCCGGUCGUCCUGGUUUUGAUGGGCCUGAUGGUCUUCCAGGAAUAACAGGAGAGAAGGGAUAUUCUGGUAUUCCUGGCUUACCUGGAUCUCCUGGUACGAAGGGUUCAAGAGGAUUCCCAGGCCCACUAGGUUUACAAGGAAGAAAAGGAGAAAAAGGUGAUUAUGUCUAUGUAAAAGGAAGUAAAGGUGCACCUGGUGAUGUUGGAAUUCCUGGAGCUUAUGGCCAAAGUGGAAAAUCUGGAGAUGUUGGCUUUAGAGGUCGAUCAGGCCCUGCUGGAUAUCCAGGAGAAACGGGAGUCCCUGGACGUAUUGGAAUUGAUGGUCUGGAUGGUCUACCAGGUUCGCCUGGUCUGCCUGGUUUAGAUGGUCUUCCUGGAGAGUCUUAUGGUGGUUUGCCUGGUGAUAAAGGAGAACGUGGUUUGCCAGGUUUUCCUGCCUUUGGCAUUGCUGGACAAAAAGGUGAACCAGGAGAUUUAUCUUUCUUUGACGUUGUUAAUGGAGACAGAGGCCAUCCUGGAAUUGAUGGAUUACCUGGAGAACCAGGUCUUGAUGGUCGUCCGGGCUCUGAGGGUCGGCCAGGCUUCCCUGGUGCAGUUGGUGAACCUGGAGAUAGUGGUAUCAAUGGAAUUGAUGGCACAAGAGGUGAAGGGGGAACUGAAGGCUAUCCAGGAAUGAUGGGUAGCCCAGGACCAAAAGGAUUUCAAGGAGACCCUGGACUGGAAGGGAAACCUGGUUUGAUAGGUAGACCUGGAUCAAAGGGAGAGCCUGGACAAUCUUAUGGAAGAGGUCCACCAGGUAAACAAGGUGAUGAUGGAUUACCUGGAUUACCUGGCCCUAGAGGUCCAUCUGGUUUUGCAGGAUUACCUGGACCAAAAGGAUACCCUGGAUUUCCUGGUGAUGAAGGUCGACCAGGAUUACCUGGAACCCCAGGUGGUUCCUACCCAGGUCAGGAUGGUGUUCCAGGAUUAAGAGGACCAUCUGGUGAUGAUGGUCUAUCUGGUUUGCCAGGCAGCCCAGGAGAGGAUGGCCGACAAGGAUUACCUAGUAGAAUUGGAGAUAUUGAGGAUCGAGGAGAUCCUGGAUAUCCUGGUGAUGAUGGACCUCCGGGUAAAACUGGAUUUCCUGGCCAACCAGGAAAAGAUGGUCCUAGAGGCUCAGAUGGAUUCAGUGGUACAAAAGGUGAUCGAGGAUUUAAUGGUAGACCUGGUGUGAAAGGUCUUUCUGGUAUACCUGGAAGAGAUGGAAUAAAAGGUGAACGUGGAAAUGAUGGAUUACCAGGUGCUAAUGGACGUGAUGGUAAAAAUGGAUAUGAUGGUAGACGUGGAGACCCUGGUUUCCCUGGUGAUGAAGGUGCCAGAGGAGAAGCAGGUUUACAGUAUGCUGCAGAAAAAGGAGACCAUGGAUUCCCAGGAGCUGAUGGUUUACCUGGAGCUAAUGGUCUGGAUGGCUUGAAUGGACUUAUAGGAAGGAAAGGAGAACCAGGAGAUAUAACUAGAAGUAGGAAAGGUGACCCUGGUGAGACUGGCCUUCCUGGUUUGCCUGGUUUACAAGGAGCAAGUGGUACAAAAGGAUAUCCAGGAGAAAUUGGACUUGUGGGUCUGGAUGGUAUAAAUGGAGAAGAUGGUCUUCCUGGCCCAGCUGGAUUGCCCGGCAGAAGUGGUGCCAUGGGUAAAAAAGGCAGCAGAGGAAGACGCGGAGGACAAGGAAGAGAUGGUUUCCCUGGAGCUCCAGGAGAUGAUGGAUUUAACGGACUACAAGGACUUAAAGGUGCUUAUGGUGACCCAGGUUCAGAUGGUGUCCCUGGAGUUCCAGGACGGAAAGGUGAAAUUGGUAAUCCUGGUAGGGAUGGGUACCCUGCAUCUCCUGGUAAUCCUGGAUAUGAUGGAGAGCCGGGUCUCCCUGGCCUCCCUGGUGUCGAUGGACCAUCAGGUGAAAAAGGAGACCGAGGUACUGUUGGUCUAAGUGGUCUGAAAGGUGAACAAGGAGAACCUGGUUUCCCAGGUCCUGAUGGUCUUGAUGGUUUGGAUGGACCGCCUGGUGAAAGAGGUGAUGGAUUGAGUAAUGUUCAAGCUCCUGAUCAUGGAAAUCCUGGUGAUCCCGGCAGGAGAGGUGAAGCAGGUAAUGCUGGUACUCCAGGUCAGAAUGGAUCAAAUGGCUUCAAAGGAGAACAAGGACUUCCAGGUACUUCUCUUGAUGGUUACCCAGGUGUUCGAGGAGAUGAUGGUCUACCAGGAUUGCCCGGUGAUAAUGGUUUGCCAGGUCGUGAUGGUGUUCCUGGUUUACCUGGAUUUCCAGGAGAACCAGGGGACAGGGGAUACCCUGGAUUGGCUGGAAAUGAUGGACUUCCAGGACUAACUGGAGACUUAGGAAUACAUGGAUACCCAGGUGUUGAUGGAUCACCUGGACGUCCAGGACCAAAAGGAAGCUCAGGAUUCCCUGGUCCAGAGGGAUUGAACGGACAGCCAGGAAUAAAUGGAUUGACUGGUCUUCCUGGAACAGAUGGAUUACCUGGAUUACCCGGUGAUGAAGGUAUACCUGGUGAACCUGGUCUCCCACCAUACUCUGAAAAGGGUGCUCAAGGGGAUCCAGGCUUUGAUGGACCAAGAGGAGAUUCUGGCCUUAGAGGAUUGCCAGGUGAUGUAGGCCUUGAUGGCAUUCCAGGAUUGCCAGGAAGCAGAGGUUCAAGAGGACUUCCAGGUGUCGAUGGAUUGAAUGGAGCUGAUGGACAUUUAGGUAAUCCUGGUAUUUCAGGUUUAACUGGACUUCCAGGUAGUCAAGGUCUCCCUGGUGAUCAAGGACCUCCAGGUCCAGAUGAUGGAGCAUUGGGAAUUUUAUUUGCCAGACACAGCCAGAGUACUGGAGUCCCUGAGUGUCCUGUAAGAUCAACAAAACUCUGGGCAGGAUACUCUCUUCUUUUCUUAAUUGGCAAUGGACGUUCAGCAUCACAAGAUUUAGGUCAGCCUGGUAGCUGCUUAAGGAGAUUUAAUACAAUGCCUUUCAUGUUCUGUAACUUAAACAACAGAUGCACUGUUGCAUCCCGUAAUGACUACAGUUACUGGCUAUCAACACCUGAACCUAUGACAAGGAUGAUGACACCCAUAGAAGGUGAAGAUAUUCGAUCUUAUAUUAGUAGAUGUGCAGUUUGUGAAACAACAUCACAGGUCCUAGCAGUGCACAGCCAAACGAUCAUGAUCCCUGAUUGUCCUACUGGUUUCCAAACAAUGUGGAUUGGGUACAGUUUCAUUAUGUACACAAGUGGUGUUAUUGAAGGGUCAGGUCAACCACUUGAAUCACCUGGUUCCUGUCUUGAAGAUUUCCGAAACCAACCAUUUAUUGAAUGCCAGGGUGGUCGUGGCUCCUGUAAUUAUUAUUCAACAUCAGUAUCUUUCUGGAUGGCUACAAUUGACCGUUCAGCUCAGUUCUCACGACCUUUGAGUGAAACACUGAAGGCUGGUGCACAACGUCGACGUGUAGGCAGAUGCAAAGUGUGUAUGCGAGUAUCUUAACCUAGUGUUACUGUUCUAUCACUGAAUUACAGCCUAAGACUAUGAUAAUAAAAAAAAAUCACACUAAUUCAAGUAACAAAUGAACAACAUUCAAAUUGAGGGGAGAAUGUAUACUAAGUCAAUGCAACAUUGCUAAGCUACUAAGAUCAAUAUUAUUUUUCUUGCUGAUGACAACAAUAUUGAAUUGUGGUUGCAUCUUCAGUUAAUUAAUAUUCGUUUUUGUAAUAUAUUAGAAGCUGAUCUACUGAUGUUUAUUCAGUUCUUCAAAUGGUGCUAAUACUGUGUCAACAUCUUUUGGAAACUAAAAACUGAAGGAAUCCUCUUUUCACUAUUGUUAUAUUUUUUCUUUUAUAAAGCUAAAGUCUAAAAGUACUAUAUGACUUUUUUUCUUAUUUACUCCCUGAUACAAACAGUCAUACACACAAACACAAAUAAAUGCAUAUGUGUGCAUUUUCUCACAUAUACACUCAUAUGUUUCUAUCUCUCUUUCUACAUGCACACACACACACAUACACACACACACAAACACACACACACAAAUGUGUGAAUGUGUGUGUGUAUGGUAGGUUUAAAUAUGUCAAUAUGUGUGUAUUAAUAUUGAUGUGAUGGCCUGCUUUCCUAUUUAAUUGUAAUGGGGUUUUCGAACAUCUCACACAUGUAUAAUAAUAUAUAUCUGCUGUCUUUAUCAAAGUUUGAAAUCACUGCCAGAACUCUCAAGUUUUUACAAAGAAAAAUAUUUUAAUGUCUCAGCAUAUGUGGGGAAAAAUGAAAAUAUAUUUACUUCUUAGGCAUUUAUGUUAACAUACUUUCUCUUUUGAAAAUACAUGCAAUAUUCUUCAACCUAAAGCACGUGAUAAUAUGAGGGAAUUUCUUUCUUGAAAUGCUUAUAUGAUUUACAAAGAUACAAGGUUUUAAAAGUAUAUUGUUAUUCAUGUUUUAUUUUUUUAGUUUGUUUUUGUUUUUAUUAAAGCAUCUGAACAAAGUCUAGUUAUAUUUAAUUGGUAAAAUAAAGGCAAUAGUUUACAUUCACCCUCUGAUACUUUUAAUAAAACAUUAAUAUACUGUAGGUUUUUCAGUUUUUUUUGUUCUUGUAUUUUUUUAACUGGAUGGUCAUGUUUGUUUCCAAAUAAAUGAUAUAAAAACAUUUUCUUAA
Molecule: messenger RNA, 6223 nt
Organism: Octopus sinensis (East Asian common octopus)
Lineage: Eukaryota; Metazoa; Mollusca; Cephalopoda; Octopoda; Octopodidae
Product: collagen alpha-1(IV) chain
Exons: 40
Coding region: 214-5070 (1618 amino acids)
Cellular component (GO): basement membrane; collagen trimer
Molecular function (GO): extracellular matrix structural constituent
Source: RefSeq, a predicted model, not a curated record